AUGGGCUCAAGUGCCAGCGACGAAGGCGACCACAGCCUCCAGGCGGUGCCGUCUGCAGCCUAUAUGGAAGUCCUGUCGCCUCGACUGCCGAGCUCUGGGACCAGCUCUCGGGCUGUCAACAUGCGUCGACGUAAACUCGAGAUCGAGAUCGUGGAAGGCGCGCGGAUGGGUCCGACGUGGCAAUUUCCAGGCGCGGGCUCGUCCGAGUACGUGCAGGUGCCGCCACACGAGCUCCACGUGAUUCAAGAGGAGCUCAACGAGCCCAAGAAGUUGCUGGGAGAGCUCCCAGCGACUGCCAUUUCCGGCAACGACAUCCUCUCGAGCGUCUUGUACUCGGCGUCGUCGGUGGCUGCCAAGUCGGGCAAACUCAUGCCCAUUCCGCUGCUUAUCGUGUCCAUUGUGCUCUACUUCUUUCGCUUCAUUUACGAAGAAGUGGUGACUGCGAUCCCCAUGAACGGGGGGACGUACAACGCCCUGUUAAAUACAACGUCCAAGCGCUCAGCAGCUGUGGCGGCGUGUCUCAGUAUCUUGUCCUACGUUGCGACGGGAGUCGUCUCGGCCACGUCCGGGAUUCGGUACCUGAACAACCAAGUGACGAUUCCGAUCGUUGGGUCGACGAUCCUUUUGCUGGGCGCGUUCGCGCUUUUGGCGGUGAUGGGGAUCACGGAGAGCUCCCGCGUGGCUGUCGCGAUCUUUUUGCACCACGUGGCAGUCCUCUCGAUCCUCUUUGUGUCGUGCAUCGUCUACUGGUUCAGUCACCCGCAUGUCUUUCGCGACAACAUGCACGCCGAGUACCCCGAGGUGGACUUUGCAGGAUCGAUGCUUGACGGCAACAUCGCGACUGCGAUUUUCUUUGGCUUUGGUGCGUCGAUGCUGGGCAUUACCGGCUUUGAGUCGUCGUCAAACUACGUGGAGGAACAAGCUCCAGGUAUCUUUCGCAAGACUCUGCGCAACAUGUGGGCCCUCGUCACGUUCUUCAAUGUCGGACUCAGUACUGCGAUUCUUGCCGUGUUGCCACUCGAAGGAGACGACGGCAUUUACAACAAUUCGUCGGACCUUCUUGCGAUGGUGAGCCGAAAAGCAGUGGGGAGCUGGUUCGAGACGUGGAUUAGCAUUGACGCGUUCAUCGUGCUGAGUGGUGCAGUGUUGACCUCGUACGUUGGUAUCUGCGGCCUCGUUCGCCGUCUGUCCACGGACCGAGUGCUGCCGGCGUUUCUGGCAAAGACGAACAAGGCACGCGGUACCAAUCACUACAUCAUCGGCAUUUACUUUCUAUUGUCGUCGAGUCUCGUGCUCAUACUGAAUGCCGACGCCAGCACGAUGAAUGGUGUGUACACCUACUCUUUCCUGGGACUGAUGGCGAUGUUUUCGUGCGCCUGUAUGCUGCUCAAGGGCAAGCGUCCAGAGAUCCCUCGCGACAUACACGCGCCAUGGACUAGUGUGAUCCUUGGCUUUCUCCUGGUUGUGGUGGCCAUCUUUGCGAAUCUCCUGGGGGACCCCAAGGUUUUGAUGUACUUUGCUAUCUACUUCAUCGUCGUGAUAGUCGUGAUGUUUAUCAUGUUCGAGCGCGUCACGAUCUUACGCUUCGCUUUGAUACUGCUGAAGACAAUGGUUCCCUCGCGUUACGGCAAAGCUGUUGCAGUUGGUCUUGCGACAAACGGUUUGUCGGAAUAUGAGCACACUGGAGCUCGCGGAGGCCGCACUAUUGCUCGCACCAUUAUCAGCAUCCGAAACGCUCCCAUCAUUUUCUUCUGCAAGAUCCCAGACCUCACGAUCAUCAACAAGGCUAUCAUCUACGUACGUCGCAACGAGCAGACCCACACACUGCGUAUCGUGCACGUUUUCGAGGACGAAGAGAGAGACGCGUCUGUGCUCGCGUCUUUCCGUGAGAUGGUAGCGCUGUUCGACUCGAUGUACCCGAAGAUCCGCGUGGACUUUGUGGCAGUGCGUGGCGAGUUUGGUCCAGCAAUAAUCACGUGGCUAUCGCGGUCCAUGAACGUGCCUCGCAAUAUGAUGUUUAUCACACAGCCCGACUUGCUCUCGGCCGAGCGUGUGUCGGCAGCCGGCAUGCGUGUUAUCACGGCAUGA
Molecule: messenger RNA, 2088 nt
Organism: Hyaloperonospora brassicae
Lineage: Eukaryota; Oomycota; Peronosporomycetes; Peronosporales; Peronosporaceae
Source: the annotation of a GenBank genome assembly